Aureobasidium melanogenum CBS 110374 is the source of this 834-nucleotide messenger RNA. RefSeq names its product putative aspergillopepsin. Gene Ontology annotation, molecular function: glutamic-type endopeptidase activity. Gene Ontology annotation, biological process: proteolysis. The coding region runs from base 1 to 834 and encodes 277 amino acids. The record is from RefSeq and is a predicted model, not a curated record. Lineage: Eukaryota; Fungi; Ascomycota; Dothideomycetes; Dothideales; Saccotheciaceae. The transcript has a single exon.
AUGAAGCUCACUACUGCUUUCCUGGCUGGUCUGCUCUCUGCAAGCACCGUCGUCGCUGCUCCUGGCACUGCUAUGCGCCGCAAGCGUGCUGAGAGUGCUCGUGCUGGUCUCCUCAAGGCUCCUAAGCCUUUCAUUGCUGCCACCAACGUAACCGCUGUUGUCCACGGUCCCGAGAACAAGCAAGUCAGCUACUCCAACAACUGGGCUGGCGGUGUCCUCGAAGGUUCCGGCUGGAAGACCGUCACCGGCACUUUCACCAUCCCUAAGGUCACUGUGCCCUCCGGUGGUAGCUCUAGAACUCUCUACUCUGCCUCUGCUUGGGUCGGUAUCGACGGAUACUCCUGCGAGUCUGCUAUUUUGCAGACUGGUGUCGACUUCAGCAUCCAGGGUGGUGCUGUCACCUAUGAUGCCUGGUACGAAUGGUACCCCGACUACGCCUACGACUUCUCCGGCAUCAGCUUUUCUGCCGGCGAUAGUGUCACUGUCACCGUGACCGCCUCUUCCACCACCGGCGGUGUGGCCACCAUUAAGAACAACAGCAAAGGCCAGUCCGUCAGCCACACCUUCAGCCGCGAAACUGCAGGCACUCUCUGCCAGACUGAUGCCGAGUGGAUUGUCGAGGACUUCACUCAAAUCGAGAAUGGACAGGAAUCUCUUGUUCCCCUGUCCGACUUCGGCACUAUCACUUUCACUGGUGCUUCGGCUACUACUAACAGUGGAUCUAAGUAUGGUCCUUCUAGUGCCGAUGUCAUUGAUCUUAUCUCUGCUAAUGGCGAAACCGUCCUGACUGAUGUUACUGUUGGUUCUUCUUCUGUUACUGUCGUUUACGAGUAA